Molecule: messenger RNA, 306 nt
Organism: Puccinia graminis f. sp. tritici CRL 75-36-700-3
Lineage: Eukaryota; Fungi; Basidiomycota; Pucciniomycetes; Pucciniales; Pucciniaceae
Exons: 3
Coding region: 1-306 (101 amino acids)
Source: RefSeq, a predicted model, not a curated record
AUGACAGAAGAAGGCUCAAUGACCAGAAAAAAUAAGGACUCCCAUACGCCAUUGAUGACCAGCCGAGCAAGGCACAACCUACCCUCAACCCGAUCUCAGCGACUCCACUCUCAGGUUUACUACCUCCUUGAGCAUUGCACUUUUGCCCUUGGACACCGCCACCACCUUCGCUUUGUACUUGAAGGAAAAUUGACUCAAACUCAGGCUUGCAUCCCCGAGGGCACCCUAAAAACCCCCAUAACUUGGGCCCCUCGGUUCCUUUUCAAUACCCCUCAUAUAAUCCAAAACACCCAUCAGAGGGUGUAA